Parnassius apollo (apollo) is the source of this 1002-nucleotide messenger RNA. Lineage: Eukaryota; Metazoa; Arthropoda; Insecta; Lepidoptera; Papilionidae. The record is from the annotation of a GenBank genome assembly.
AUGGACAAAGAAAAUAUAUCCGCCUUCCCUAAAAAAUUAUUACUCAAGAAAAUUCAAGAAGUUCCGGUAAGGGAAGAUAAUAGAAUUCCACUUAAAACCAUUAAUAGCUUAUCAGGUUUGCCAGCUGGAUCUAGCACGGACCACGGUAAAGCAGUAUCAAAUAAGACUAGAAGUACAUAUGAAAUUGACUCAAAAUACGUUACUUUUAGACAAAGAAACGAAGACUUCGACUGGGACUAUAAAGUUAUUAAAGACGAAGCAAACAAUAAAGACUGUAGUAUAAUUUCUAUAAGUGACGAGGAAGGAAGAUUCAUUGAGAGUGACAAGAAAGAAUACAAUUAUUUUAAUGAAAAUAAACAGAAAAAUGUUCUUGGUGAAGCUAGUAGGGCGGCUAUUCCAUUACAUAAAUCACCUCUUGAACCGAAUAGGGUGAGGAAUAUAAAAAAAAGUUUGAAAAGACCGCACAGUAGAGAGUUACAAGGUCUUUCACCGGUGGUACAUCCAGAGAAAAAAGGGGAAGAAAAAUGCAAACGACGUUUAAAAUUCAACGAGCGUUUGAGUGAUAGAUUACAGUCGCCGGAUAUUUUUGUGAAGUCAUACACGAAGCGCAUCGAGAGUGAUUACGUUGAUGAUCUGUUUGCCCAUUUACUAAGUAUUGAAAGACCUGUAUCCGUGCCUAGAAUACCCAGCAUUACUCGUGCAUGUGUCCUUAAUUGGUUAUUAAGAAUUAACGGAUCUGAUGGCAAUCCAGCGGUGAUCCAGACAGCAUCUUGGUAUCUAGACUCGAUCUUGAGCAUCAGUAGCGUUCAACUAGAGCAGUUGCAGCCGGUUGCAGCCGCUUGCUUCUGGAUCGCUCAGAAGCAUCAUGGACCAGUGGCCUCCGCUUCUAAGCUUAUUAAAUGUGCAAAAAGAGCCUUUAGUACAACACAAUUAUUGAGGACCGAAGAGGCGAUCUUGAAGAAAUUGGUAUGUCACAGUAACUACCCUUGCCAGCUUGACUAA